Messenger RNA from Dimorphilus gyrociliatus, 1585 nucleotides. NCBI's taxonomy places the organism in Eukaryota, Metazoa, Annelida, Polychaeta, Dinophilidae. The record is from the annotation of a GenBank genome assembly.
UAUGAAACUUUUUUGUGCAAAAUAUUUAUCUAAAUUUCUACAAUAUCCAAGGUUAAAAACUCAAGUUUACAAAUUUUCAACCUGUUCUUUAACUUCGCAAAAUGUUCGAGUGCGAUUUGCGCCUAGUCCAACUGGUUUUUUGCAUUUAGGCGGUUUACGUACUGCUUUAUACAAUUAUUUGUUUGCGAAAUCACGUAAUGGUAAAUUUUUGUUACGGGUCGAAGACACUGAUCAAAUUCGUUUUGUACCGGGCGCUACAGAAAAACUAAUUGAUAUACUAAAUUGGGCUGGAAUUCAAAUAGAUGAAGGACCAUCAAUUGGUGGUAAUAGAGGACCCUACAUCCAGUCAGAAAGAAUAGAUUUGUAUCAUCAUUAUGUGAACAAACUAAUUAAAUCGGGAAGCGCUUAUCAUUGUUUCUGCUCACCAAAACGGUUAGAUCUAUUAAGGAAAGAGGCGACCAGAAGAGGACAGACUCCUGGAUAUGAUAAUAAAUGCCGAAAUCUAUCUAGAGACGAAAUAGAAAGGAGGAAAUAUAAUUCAGAGAAGUUUGUUAUAAGAUUUAAGGUUCCCGAUGAAAUGAAGCCUUGGAAUGACGAAAUAUUUGGUCUGAUGAAGCAUAAUAUAAAAGAUGAAGGAGAUCCAGUUAUCGUUAAAGCAGAUGGAUUUCCAACUUAUCAUUUAGCCAACGUAGUUGAUGAUCAUUUAAUGGAGAUUACUCACGUGUUAAGGGGCGUAGAAUGGCAAAUUUCAACUCCAAAACACAUUGCUAUGUUUGAAGCUUUUGGUUGGACACCGCCUCAUUAUGCUCACCUUCCUUUAAUAUUGAAUAAGGAUCAAACAAAAAUGUCAAAACGUCAAGAUGAUGUCCAUGUGGAAUAUUACAAAGAAAGAGGAUAUCUUUCUGAUACUUUAAUUGGUCUACUAACAACAGGAGGAGGUGGAUUUAAUACAAAAAAUCCAGAGUUUAUGACUAUAAAUGAAUUAACAAAUAAAUUUGAUAUGAAGUUAAUUCACAAGAAAUCAUCAAGAUUACAAAUGGAUAGACUAGAUGAAAUUCAAAGAUUUCAUUUUGGGCAAAAGCUUAUAGAUGUUAAAGCAAGAGAAACUAUUGUAUCUGAAGUUAGACAAAUUAUCACUGCACAUUUCAAAAACAGUUCCGAUUUAUCUAAUAUUAACUCUGUGGAAUUAUCAGACAAAUAUAUUGGGAAAAUUCUGGAUUGGGCAAAAGAAAGAAUAACAAAUAUUAACAGUCUAGUUAGUUCAGAGUUUCUAUUUCUAUGGAGUUUGCCACCUACUAUACCUGUAGAUUUAUCAAGUCAAGCAGCUAAAAAAGCAAUUAAAGAUACUUUAGAGAGUAUUAGCAAACUUGAAGAUAAUAAAGAACUUGAUACAGUAACUUUGGUAAAAGUAUUAAAAACUACAUCAAAGUUAAACAAUUUAAAAUAUCCUCAGUAUAUGAAACUUUUGAGAAGCUCUUUAACUGGCUUAAAAGAAGGACCUUCAAUAGCAGAAGUUAUUCUAAUUCUAGGAAUCGAUCAGACGAAAUCAAGAUUAGAAUAUGCUUUAGAAGCAAUUGAGCGAUAA